Messenger RNA from Aspergillus sclerotioniger CBS 115572, 1419 nucleotides. Its product is annotated as Zn(II)2Cys6 transcription factor domain-containing protein. Lineage: Eukaryota; Fungi; Ascomycota; Eurotiomycetes; Eurotiales; Aspergillaceae. The record is from RefSeq and is a predicted model, not a curated record. The coding region runs from base 1 to 1419 and encodes 472 amino acids. Gene Ontology annotation, molecular function: zinc ion binding; DNA-binding transcription factor activity, RNA polymerase II-specific. Gene Ontology annotation, biological process: regulation of DNA-templated transcription. The transcript is spliced from 4 exons.
AUGGUGUACUGCGGCAAGCCCUCCAAGGCCUGUGAGCCCUGUCGGAUCCGACGCCUCAAAUGCGACAAACGGCGCCCCGGAUGUAGCCAGUGCCGCAAUGCCGGUCGCGUGUGCAGCGGCUAUCGCGCCGACAUCGAUGUCAACUUCCGAAACGUGACCGACGCCGUGGUGCUACGGUAUAGCAGCCAGAAUCCCUCAGAGUCAAGGCCCCCUGCCCAUCCCCCUCGCCAGACCUGGAUUCCCGCCCCCGAGGCGCAGCUGGUGGUGGACACGGCCCUCAACAUCGCCGUCACCCGCUUCCGCUCGCAGAAUACCGAGAGCAUCCUGGCCGAAUACGCCUUCCCUCUCCACGAUCGAUCCCAGUGCGCGCCCCUCCUCACGGCCUCGAUGCAAGCCGUCAGCCUCGCCUGCCUCGCCAACGAGCAGAAUCGCCCAGAUUUACUGACUCCCGCGCGCGAAAAGUACGGCGUGGCCCUGCAACGCCUCGGGCGCGGGCUGCAGGCCUCGCUGCGGUCCACCGGCCCCGGCCAGCUCCCUUUCAUCUUCUGCUCCGUCAUGUUGCUGGCUCAAUUUGCCGGACUCGUCUCUCGUUCCGGCGAAGGGCGCGUGGAAUGGUCCCGCCACGUCAACGGCGCCUUCUCCCUACUUGUCACCCGCGUCCUGCAGGGGCCUUCCCUCCUCACCGUCCCUGGCCAGAGCCUGUACCUCCAUCUAGUGAGCUGCCUUCUCCUGGACUGCAUCCAACGGAGAACCACUUUUUCCCCGCAGAUGCGAGCCAUCCUAUAUGCCCGUCGAUCUGAGGUUUCCGAGUUCCAACUCCGGUUCUGGGGCCUCAUGGACCGCAUGUGUAUCCUGCGGGCCGUGGAACCUCCCCACGACCAAUGCCAUCCAGCCUCAAGCACAUUUGACAACGCAUGGGAAGAUCUCGACCGGGAAGUCCUCCUCCUGAUGCAGAACAUGCCCCUCUCCUACUCCUACCAGUCCCCCCCACAGCCGAAUCACCUGGCGAGGAAUCCAAGCCCCGUGAUCCUCCCUACGACGUCUACGCCACCUACCGAACGUCUGCUGGACCAGACCUUGGCGCAGUUGGAUGCCUCGACACCGGAGAAGGAUGAUCCACGACAUGCCAAGGUGGAGGAAUGCCGGGAGGUCAUCGCCAGUGUUAUUCAGGACAUAUGUGCGAGUGUACCCAGUCAGCUACGAUAUUCCGUUGGGGAUAGGGAGAACACGGAGUCCUUUGCGAGCGGGUGGGUGUACUCGCUGGUGUGGCCGCUAUCUCGUGCAGCUGCCUCGGUACAUUGUCCGACGAGGUGGAAGGAUUUUAUUGAUGGUCAGAUGAGGAUCUUGCAGGAAAGGAUUGGGUUGGAUAUUACGGGGGCGCAGGCGGAAGAAUGGGUUCAUAUGUUUUUCCUUUUUUGA